CGUGCAGUUCAAGGAUAAUGAAUUCCUUUCUUCUCUUCUCCGAGUCCCAUGAGGAGUCCUAUACACAUAUUUGGAAGUCCUCUCGAUCUCUUGUAAUUAUUAUUAUCAUCGAAUUAAAAAAGCAAAAAGAGAAAUAAUUUGCGUGCAAUAAUAAUAAUAAUAAUAUAAUGGAGGAUUCAUCAUGGGAAGGCAAUUUGUAUGUGAGCAACGAGCUGUUGUACGAGAUUAUGGUUAGGUCUUCUUUGACAACGAUGGACAAGUGCAAGGCCGUGAGCAAGGAGGUGAGGGACCUGAUCCACGACACGUGGUUCGUCCGGAACUACUACCGCACCACGAAGAACAUCCUCGGCUACUUCGUGCAGACGAUCCAAAACCAUUCCUCAGUCUCCACCUUCGUGUCCGUUGACGACGACGAUGACGACGAGUCGCCUCUGAGGGCCCCACGCGUAUCCAUGUCGUCUUUUGUCAAAGACGACAUGAAGAUACUGGCGUCGUCCAGCCAGGGGCUUCUGUGCUGCAGGAGGUACGAGAGCGGGACCUACCGUUAUUACAUCUGCAAGCCGAGCACGGGGCAGAUUGUGCUUCUCCCUAGCCCUAUGAAGAGGCUAGGGAGCUUCCACGAACACGUCAGUUUGGUUGUCGUGAAAUCCAACCCCCUUCACUACCGAAUCAUCCGAUACUAUCCUGAUCGCCAUUUAUCGCCAUCUAGAUACGAUAGCUACGUGUGCGAAAUUUUUGACUCGAAGAUAUGGACGUGGAGGCCAGCAGAAAAUCUUGUGACGGAAUACAACACGAUCUUUGAAAACCAGCCGUCGGUUUGCAUAGGCGAGGCUGCCUAUUUGCUGACGAACAAAGACACGGUCGUGGCCUUCGACUCGUCGCGGGAGACCCACGCAGAGUUCGGCAUACCAGAACCGGCACGCGGCGAAGGCAACGGGUGCAGCGUGAGGCAAAUCGUGGAGCACAAUGGGAAGCUGGGGCUGACUUCACGGGAGCGAAACUCGGACAGGCUGUUCCUGUGGGUGUUGGAGGAUGGGAAGAGGUGCAGGUGGAGGGAGGAGAGGGAGGUAGAGAUUCAUGAGGAUGAGGGCAGGUUGGUGGGGUGUGGGCUUGCUGACACGGCGUUGAUGGUCGGGUACGAGCUUCAAGUUUACAGGCAGAGCGGCUUUUGUUAUCCUUUUAAACCUAUUACCGCUAUCUUCCCCUUCCGGUCGGAUUGGGAGGCUGUGAAUCUUGAAGGAGAGGAGGGAUGCAUGCUGAGCUCUUUGGAAGAGAUGAUGAUGUGCUAAUCCAGCUCCAUGUUCUUCAUGUGAAAGCUCUGUCUAAGUGAAUGUUUUAACACCCUAGCACAAUGUACUACUAGUAGCCAAUUCUCCUGCUCAAAAGACUAGUUUCUGGUGUUUUUUUUUAAGAAUCUGUGAUUGGUUGAUUUGACAAGUGAUCCAAAGUCUUUAUUCACACACUUGAAAGUUUGUUUGUACACACUAUCUGUUCUGCUUUACUACAUGUCACUGCAAUAUAUGUAAUCCUUGUGG
Molecule: messenger RNA, 1535 nt
Organism: Cuscuta campestris
Lineage: Eukaryota; Viridiplantae; Streptophyta; Magnoliopsida; Solanales; Convolvulaceae
Source: the annotation of a GenBank genome assembly